Messenger RNA from Lottia gigantea (owl limpet), 2323 nucleotides. RefSeq lists its product as hypothetical. Bases 4 to 1686 code for a protein of 560 amino acids. Gene Ontology annotation, cellular component: plasma membrane. Gene Ontology annotation, molecular function: calcium-dependent phospholipid binding. Lineage: Eukaryota; Metazoa; Mollusca; Gastropoda; Lottiidae. The record is from RefSeq and is a predicted model, not a curated record. Gene Ontology annotation, biological process: cellular response to calcium ion. The transcript has 20 exons.
GAAAUGGCUUCGAGCAGUACAGAUUUUCAACCAGGCACUGGAAUUGCGCCUGCAACUCUUGUAGAGUUGGCAGUGUCAUGUAGGAAGAUAAUUGAUGCUGAUGUAUUUUCAAAAUCAGACCCCAUGUGUGUUCUGUUUGUUUAUGAUUCUAAAAACAUCAAAUGGAAAGAGUUUGGAAGAACAGAAAUUAUUUGGAAUAAUUUAAAUCCUGAUUUUGUUCAUAAAUUUGUUAUUCGUUAUUAUUUUGAACAGUUACAGAAGUUAAAAUUUGAAAUAUAUGAUGUAGACUCUAACAGUGCUGAUCUUUCAAAACAUGAUUUUCUAGGCAGUAUUGAAUGUUCCCUGGGAGAAAUCGUAUCAGCGAAUAAAUUACAGAAAAGUUUAAGGGGACCAAAGAAAAACAGUGGAUCUAUUAUUAUCACUGCUGAAGAAUUAAGUAGUUGUAAGGAGCGAGUAACUCUACAUUUCUGUGCCCAUAAAUUAGAUAAAAAAGAUUUUUUCGGUAAAUCUGAUCCCUUCCUAUCAAUCUAUAGAUCAAAUGAAGAUAGAAGUUUUACUUUAGUACACAGAACAGAAGUAGUGAAACGUAAUUUAAGUCCGACAUGGAAACCGUUUAGUUUACCAGUCAGAACAGUAUGUAAUGGUGAUUAUGAUAGAAUGAUGAAAAUAGAAUGUUAUGAUUGGGACGCUGAUGGAGGCCAUGAUUUUAUCGGAGAAUUUUCAACGACUUUACGAGAAUUAUCACGAGGUGUUUCAGCUAAAAAUAAAUUUGAGUGUAUAAAUCCAAAGAAAAAAGCCAAAAAAUCGAAAUACACCAAUUCAGGAGUUGUCGAGUUAUUAAGUUGUAGAAUAGAACAAGUUUUUACAUUCUUAGAUUAUAUUCGAGGAGGGACCAGAAUUCAUUGUACAUUCUCUAUAGAUUUUACUGCGUCUAAUGGGGACCCUAAAUCAGUGACGUCACUACAUCAUAAUAACCAGUACAGACCCAGUCCUUACGCUAUAGCUAUUAGAUCUGUUGGUGAUAUUAUUAAAGAUUAUGAUACAUAUAAAAUGUUCCCAGCUCUUGGUUUUGGAGCCAGAUUACCUCCUAAUGGUGUUGUUUCUCAUGAAUUUGCUCUGAAUGGUCAACCAAACAGUCCUUACUGUCAAGGUAUUGAUGGUGUACUAGAAGCUUAUCAUAAAACAGUACAAUCAGUUCAGCUGUAUGGUCCUACUAACUUCGCUCCUACUAUCAAUCAUGUUUCUAAAUUUGCUUCUCAAGCUUUAGACGGCAAUGAUUAUUUUAUUCUAUUAAUAGUAACAGAUGGUAUUAUAACAGACAUGCCCCAGACUUGUGAAGCUAUAGUUCAGGCAGCUAAACUACCUAUGUCUAUUAUUAUUAUUGGAGUGGGGGAUGCUGAUUUCGAAGCUAUGGAAGUAUUAGAUGGUGAUGAUGUGAGACUAUCAUCUAAUGGUAUGUACGCUGAACGAGAUAUCGUACAGUUUGUACCAAUGAGAGACUUCAUGGGUCAAGGUCAAGAAAGUAAAGAUGAGCUCUACGCCAGAUUAGCUAAGGAAGUGUUGGAAGAAAUCCCAGACCAGUUUUUAUCCUACAUGCAGAAACGAUCCAUUAAACCUAAACCACCUGUACUGAACCGAACACUCUCCAUUAGUUCAGUUGCUUCCCUACCUAAUUCUGAACAGUAAAUCUUGUUUCUACAUUUUUUAAUGGCAGAAGUCUUUCAAUCUAUAGAAGCUUUGAAACUUGAGCAGUUUCUGGCUACUAAAGGCUAUGCUCAUGCUAUGUACUCAUACAGGCUAUGGUAGACUAUGAACUUUGGAUCAGACUACCAGUUUCGGACAGUCUUUUAACGUUAAGAAAGGCUACAAACUUUGGUCUUAGCAGUCAUUUGAAGACAGUCUUUGUUCACUGAAGUUCUUUGAACAUAAGCAGUGGUUCUGCUGGCUGGUAAAGAAAUUGUGAUAGAUUAUCAACAUGACAAUGAAGUAUAGAUAGCUAUACUAUUGCACAGCAUUGAUGUAGUUAUCAUUACUUAAUGGUGGGCAGUGGUUUGUUAUCAAAUGACAAAAAUAAGAUCCUACUUUCUACCUUAAAAUAUGGUUUUAGAGGGUAUUGUAAUAACUUUCAGUAUUAGUUUUGAUUAAGAAAUUCUGUAUUUCUUGAACUGUAUAUUUGUGUUUAUAAUGCACAGUUUUUAACCUUAAAAAGGGCAUUCCAAACUGCUUUCAUUAUACACUGCGAAUAAAAAUUUAGAAUUUUUUCUCAAGAAGUUUCCCUGUCAAUAUUGACGAUCAGUCAUUUUGUAAUUAAUCACUGAUGAUG